UGCUCUUAAAAACCCACUAUUUAGGGCCCUUCUGUUUUACAUUCUGCCUUUUCCCUUUUCAUAAGCCCAUAACACAAUAUCCAUCUUUCACAUCUGUUUUCAUUUUUUUCCUCUGUUUUCCCAAACUUUUUUAGUUCCACUCUAUCUCUUCUCUUCUUUCCCCUACUUUUUUCCGCACCUUUUUCUUAACCGUUUCUUUCUCUCUUCUUCUCUUCUUUCUUGCCUUUCUUCCCUUUCCUUUUCUCUCUUAUUAAAACUCGUUUUAAAGCUGUGUAGCUUCUCAUUAUUUGCUCAGAAUUUCUUUUUUUUUUUUCUUGUAAGAGUUACUUUAAACAUGGCCGCUGGUCUUGUUAAUAAACAAGAUCAUUUGGAAUUGCCUCCUGGUUUUCGAUUUCAUCCUACUGAUGAAGAGCUUAUUUCUCAUUACUUGUUUGAGAAGGUUAUGGAUAGUAGUUUCUCUUGCAGAGCAAUUGGAGAUGUUGAUCUUAACAAAUCUGAGCCUUGGGAUUUACCUUGGAAGGCGAAAAUGGGAGAAAAAGAGUGGUAUUUUUUCUGUGUUAGAGAUAGAAAAUACCCAACUGGAUUGAGGACGAACAGAGCUACUGAAGCUGGGUAUUGGAAAGCUACUGGGAAAGAUAAAGACAUUUAUAGAGGAAAAUCUCUUGUGGGUAUGAAGAAAACUUUGGUUUUUUAUAGAGGAAGAGCUCCAAAAGGGGAAAAAUCUGAUUGGGUUAUGCAUGAAUAUCGAUUAGAGGGUAAACUAUCUGCUAUAAACCUCCCUAAAACUGCCAAGAAUGAGUGGGUGAUUUGUAGGGUGUUUCAGAAGAAUUCAAGUGGGAAAAAAGUGGAUAUCUCUGGUAUGUCAAAAUUGGGUUCUUUUGGGAAUGAAUUUGGCCAUUCGAUCCUUCCUCCAUUAACAGAUUCAUCAUCAUUUAAUGGAGAAAGUAAACGCCCUGUUGUUCAAUUGGCCAAUAACAACGUGCCCUGCUUCUCCAUCGCCAUGGAUUCUCAAAGAAAACUCGAACCAAUGGCUUCUUCUUACAAUACCUCUCUAUUCUCUGUUAUUCCUAAUCCAAUCGAUUCGUUUCCUAGAAACUCACAUUCGAAUUCAAUGUAUUCACCACCAAAUCAGACUUUCUCUGUUCCGCCAAAUCUGCAAUUACCAAACUCAGUUCUUUUGCAAGAGCAACAAUCGCUUCUCAGAGCUUUAAUUCAGAACGUCAAUGGCGGAAACACACGAGAAUCAUUCAAAACAGAGAGAGACAAAAUCAGUAUCUCUCAAGAAACGUGCCUCACCACCGAUGUUAACAACGAAAUUUCAUCUGUUUUUUCAAACCUUGAAAUGGGUCGAAGGCCGUUUGACAAUUCUCAAGAAGCUCCGGCGGCUUCUAUGGCGCCGAUCGACCUUGACGGCUUCUGGAAUUACUGAAAUUAACAAAGGAAAAGACGAAAGGUUGAAGAUGAAAUAUUAGAAGAAAAAAAACAUAUAAUAAAUGGGAAUUUUGGGAUUUGGUUUAGUAGAAUGUGGGUGUUUGUCUAGAUUAUCAAAAAAUUAUUUUUAAAAAAAAAAGUGUGAAAUUUAAGAGUAAUAUUAUUAUUGUAUGGUGAAUGAAGAGAGAAAUGGAUAAAUUUUAGGGGGCAAAAAAGAAAAAAAAAAAAAAAAAUGGAAGGUGGGGUUGGUUUUGUGUUGAAAUUAUGAUUGGAGGAUUAUUUGGGAAGAAAAAUGAAUGAAGACUGAAGAAUAGGAUUCAGUCGGUGGAUAACUAAUCUCAUCUUUGUUUAAUAAUAUUUUCUGUCCUAUGGGAUUUGGCGCUUA
Molecule: messenger RNA, 1816 nt
Organism: Benincasa hispida (wax gourd)
Lineage: Eukaryota; Viridiplantae; Streptophyta; Magnoliopsida; Cucurbitales; Cucurbitaceae
Product: NAC domain-containing protein 100-like
Biological process (GO): regulation of DNA-templated transcription
Molecular function (GO): DNA binding
Source: RefSeq, a predicted model, not a curated record